This is a messenger RNA of Rhododendron vialii, 2770 nucleotides long. RefSeq names its product phospholipase A(1) LCAT3. Bases 121 to 1293 code for a protein of 390 amino acids. Gene Ontology annotation, biological process: lipid metabolic process. The transcript has 11 exons. The record is from RefSeq and is a predicted model, not a curated record. Lineage: Eukaryota; Viridiplantae; Streptophyta; Magnoliopsida; Ericales; Ericaceae.
AACUUCUCUACUCUACUUUCUUCUCUCAACUGGUGAGUCUUCGCAAAACUCAUAUAAAACCCCCACGGCACCACCACAAUCGCCGCUUCCACGACUUGACCCGAAUCAGACGCCAGAGCCAUGCUGGGCGGAUGCUGUUGCUUUGACGGGAGGAGCUCCGACGAAGGGUCCGAUUUGGACCCGGUCUUACUGGUCUCGGGCAUGGGUGGGUCCAUCCUCCAGACGAAGAAGAAGAGUUUCGGGUUGCAGACCCGGGUCUGGGUCCGCCUCCUCCUUGCUGAUUUGGAGUUCAGGCAGAAACUAUGGUCCCUCUAUAAUCCUGAAACUGGUUACACAGAAUCAUUGGACGAUAGCACAGAGAUUGUGGUCCCUGAAGAUGAUUAUGGACUGUAUGCAAUUGAUAUUUUAGAUCCAUCAUUUUUCGUGAAAUUAAUACAUUUAACUGAGGUAUACCAUUUUCAUGAUAUGAUUGAUAUGCUUAUUGGAUGUGGGUAUAAGAAAGGAACCACGUUGUUCGGAUAUGGUUAUGACUUCAGGCAAAGCAUCAGAAUUGACAAGUUAAUGGAUGGCCUUAAAGAAAAGUUGGAAGUUGCUUACAAAGCUAGUGGUGGGAGAAAAGUCAACAUAAUCUCACACUCGAUGGGUGGAUUGCUGGUGAUGUCUUUCAUGUCACUCAAUAAUGAUGUAUUUUCGAAGUAUGUAAAUAAGUGGAUCUGCAUUGCUUGCCCUUUUCAAGGUGCACCAGGAUGCAUCAAUGAUUCUCUCUUAACUGGGUUGCAGUUUGUUGAAGGCUUUGAAAGCUUCUUUUUUGUGUCAAGGUGGACGAUGCAUCAACUGUUGAUUGAGUGCCCAUCAGUUUAUGAGAUGCUGCCGAAUCCAGAAUUCCAAUGGAAAAAGCAGCCAGAAAUUCAGGUGUGGCAAAAGCAAACCAAGGAUGGGGAUAUUUUUGUCAAUUUGGAAUCCUAUGGCCCGAUUGAAAAUGUUGCUCUCUUUGAAGAAGCAUUAAGGCAUAAUGAGCUAAGUUAUGGUGGGAAGAAGGUUGCUCUGCCCUUUAACUUGUCUAUUCUCAAAUGGGCUACUGGCACUCGCCAAAUUCUCAAUAAGGCUCAACUACCCACAGGGAUCUCGUUCUAUAACAUUUUUGGAACAUCAUGCGAUACCCCUUUUGAUGUUUGCUAUGGUUCAGAAACUUCUGCAAUUGAGGACUUGUCAGAAGUAUGCCACACAAUGCCCCAGUACUCGUACGUUGAUGGAGAUGGAACUGUUCCAGCUGAAUCAGCAAAGGCUGAGUAAUCUCCACCAGAGUAGCAGUGAGGGAUUUCUAAUACAGUAAUACCACAUCUCUUUUUUUUUUGGAAAUUGUAAUACCAUGUAUCUCAUACUUCAAGGUAUUAUUGGUUGUCUACUUGAUAUGCAAGUCCUCCUCUAAUUUUUGCAAUCUAAGAAGCACGGAUACUGGCAUGGGACAGGACACAACACGGACAUGUGUGAUGGUUUUAGGACACUUAAAAGUAUUGCCACCUACAAUAGGAAUCUUGGUGGUUUUGGGUGGGGAAGUAUUACUUGGAUAAGUGCGCAAAGAAAAAGAAAAGAAAGAAGGAGAAGCAAAAGAGAGAGAAAGAGAGAGAGGUGUUUCACCCUCGCAAGAAUCAGACGGUUUCUACAAGGAAGUGUGAUAGAAAACAGAGACGGAAAAUACUGAUGUUAUUUCUGAAUGAAUUACAAUGAGGUGAGUACACCUUUAAAUAGAGUAAAGCUACGCCUAAGAAAGGAAGAUUAUAAGAUUUGAUUACGAUAUGAUUACCCAAUGAUUAUGCUAUGAUAUGAUUUGAUUAUGAUACGAUUACCCUAUGAUUAUGCUAUGAUUUGAUUACGAUACAUGUCCUAAAAUAUCAUAUUACAAGAAGUUACAGAAUAUAUAUAUUCUAGAUAUAGAAUAUAUAUUCACACCCCCCCUCAAACUCAAGGUGCGAGGGCAGAGAGCACCGAGAGUUUGUUAAGGAGAAAGCGGAAACGAGUAGUGGUAUGGGUCUUCGUGAAGAAAUCAGCCAACUACAGUGUGGAGGAGACGAAGGGUAAAGCAAUGGUGCGAGAUGUUGGCGUAUGAAAUGACAGUCAAUCUCAAUGUGCUUCGUUCGCUCAUGGAAGACUGAGUUGUGGGCAAGCUGAAUAGCACUAUUGUUGUCGCAGUAAAGAGGCGUAGGAGUAGUAACAGAGACCCCCAUAUCGGAAAUAAGCUAGACGAUAUUCAGCUUUCGCGGUGGAGCGAGCAACAACAGAUUGCUUUUUGCUUUUCCAAGAGAUAAGAGAAUCGCUUAGAAAAACACAAGAGGCCAGAGGUAGAUUUGCGGUCACUGACAUCACUUGCCCAGUCAGCAUCAACAUAAGCAUGGAGGGUUAAGCUUGAUGUAGAAAAAAUAAGAAGACAUUGAUGAAGGGUACCAGGAAGAUAAUGGAGAAUACGUAAGAGGGGAGGGCAGCCCAAUGCGUAGUCCAAGGAGCAGAGACAAACUGACUAACAAUGUGAAUUACAUAAGAAAUGUCUGGUCGAGUAACAGUAAGAUAAACCAAGCAGCCCACCAAUUCGCGAUAUUCCGUAGGAUCCUCAAGGGGGACACCAUCAGAGACAGAGAACUUGGCAUGAAGUUCAAGGGGAGUAUCAACAGUUUUCAUAUCCGUGAGACGAGCACGGUGAAGAAUAUCAGUAACAUACUUGGACUGUCCCAAAAGAUACCCCUGAGGAGAGGAAGCAACUUCAAUACCAAGGAAA